AUGAGGAUUUUGAUCCCAUCCGUCACCGUGCAUGCAGUGCUCGGAAUGAUUGGCUUGGUGUCAUUGCUUGUUUUUGCCAUUGUGUACAGAGCUGCCGAAGAGCGUAUGGUCGUCCGGUUCGCACCGUUCUCCGAAUUAGUCUUACUUGUUGUACCGGUCUACGCUGUUGUUUUUCCAUUUGUGGCCAUUGUAAGGAAUAAACAAUUAUGGCAAGCAUCAAGGCGAGCAUUACCAUGCUUGUUCAAUGAUCGACCUGCACCACCAUCGGAAGAUCGCCUCAUUCCUGAUCACACGGUGAUCGUAUCACGGCCAAGUAAACAGAUGGAACGGGAUUCUGAUACUCAUUUUGAUAUGUUGCAAGAAAUGUGGAAGAAAUAG
Molecule: messenger RNA, 378 nt
Organism: Cooperia oncophora
Lineage: Eukaryota; Metazoa; Nematoda; Chromadorea; Rhabditida; Trichostrongylidae
Source: the annotation of a GenBank genome assembly